This is a messenger RNA of Tricharina praecox, 843 nucleotides long. RefSeq lists its product as uncharacterized. The coding region runs from base 1 to 843 and encodes 280 amino acids. The transcript is spliced from 2 exons. Lineage: Eukaryota; Fungi; Ascomycota; Pezizomycetes; Pezizales; Pyronemataceae. The record is from RefSeq and is a predicted model, not a curated record.
AUGCGCAAGCCCUCCCAGGAACCCUCCCCCUCCUCUGCCUCCACCUCCUCAUCGGAAUCGACAUCGCCCUCCCAGAAGCUAAAGAAGUUCGUCCGCUUCCUGGACAGAGUCGAGAUAUUCCCCGCGCCAGUGGCGUUCUAUAUGCCCUCGGACGACCAACCGUCGUCAAACCCAGCCAAGAAACAGAAGCUCUCGCGCAAUUCAUCGCGGCGCAGCUUCCACGAUGACGACGACUUAGGUCCGGAGCUGGACGCGGGCAUAGCCUCGGGCCUGGGCUGGGCCGGCAGUCCCAACCGCAGCCCCAACCGCAGCCCCAACAUAUCCACAGCGGAUGUCACCACCACCACCAGCAGCAGCACGCACGAGAAAGCAUCAGGGUACCUGACGCCUCCACGCACAGACAUGCACUCGUCGCCUCCCUCGUCGCCGCCGCCAUCGUGGCGGAUCCCACCAGAGUCCCUGUUCGGACGUCAGCCGACAGUGCGAUCACCGCCGCGGGUGCGCUCACCCAGCCGCGCAGACGAGGAGGUGGACCUGCGGGUGAACGAGCACGAGCCCUCAAACGGUGGUGGCGAUGACUCCUCGGAGGACGAGGAGGCCGUGACUCAUCCGGUCAUCGCACGCAAGAUGUGGCCGCAUGGUGAGGUCCGCUUCGAGGAUCAGUGGGGGAGGCGUCUCAUCCCCCUGGAGCAUAGGGAUAGCUUUAGGUUCGAUUUGUGGCCGGUCGAGGAGGAUGUCGAUAGAGAGGGUGAUGGUGAUGGGCGCAGUGUUAGGGGCGCUUGGGUCAAGGGGGGGAGGUACAGGGAGGCGCCUAUGGGCGCGAGGUUGUUUGAGCAGCGGUGA